Molecule: messenger RNA, 1732 nt
Organism: Quercus lobata
Lineage: Eukaryota; Viridiplantae; Streptophyta; Magnoliopsida; Fagales; Fagaceae
Product: transcription factor MYC2-like
Exons: 1
Coding region: 133-1548 (471 amino acids)
Biological process (GO): regulation of DNA-templated transcription
Cellular component (GO): nucleus
Molecular function (GO): DNA-binding transcription factor activity; protein dimerization activity; transcription cis-regulatory region binding
Source: RefSeq, a predicted model, not a curated record
UAUUCAGCAAACUUAAUUCGCAGCACUCGUUUUCCAGCUGCUAAUAGUACAACCUCUUCUCUUUGCUACAACUCACUUUUCAUUCACUUUAAGUCAUAUAUCUUCACUUGCUUUUUUCAAUCAAAGAAGCAAAUGGAAGAAUCUUCUUCAUCUUCACCCCCAUCCCCACUUCAACAACGGCUUCAAUACUUAGUUGAAAUCAGGCCUGAAUGGUGGAUCUAUUCCAUCUUCUGGCAAGCUUCCAAAGACAGCAAUGGCCGUGUUGCUUUGUCAUGGGGUGAUGGGUACUUUCGUGGCACUAGAGACUUUGUUUCCAAAGCAACAAGCAACAAAGAAGACCAAAGGAAUAUUUAUAAGGCCCUGACCAAAGGCAAGCAAGCUCUUUUCGAUGAAGAAAUGGACGUAGACAGACUUGUAGAAGGCCAUGUUACUGAGUCUGAUUGGUUUUACAUCGUCUCAGUGACGCGCACAUUUGGUCUACGUGAUUGUGUUCUUGGGCGUGCCUAUGGUACUGGUGGGUACAUUUGGCUGACAGGUGAUCAUGAGCUUCAAUACUAUGAGUGUGAUAGAGUUAAAGAAGCUCGUGGCCAUGGGGUUCAAACUUUGCUCUGUAUUGCAACUUCACGUGGGGUUGUAGAGCUUGGUUCCUCCGAUGUGAUCAAAGAAGAUUGGAGCUUGGUGCAAUUUGUGAAGACCCUUUUUGGUUGUGAAAGUACUUCUACAAGUACUGCCUUGGUCUCAAAGCAAGGCAAUAACCCUGAGGGUCAAGUACCAAUUGCAAUUAGCCGUGAUGUUUCAUUCCUAAAUAUUGGAAUGAAUUCAGUGACUCCGAAAGAAUGGAACUUUCAAGGGAAGCAAUCAGAUAGUGAUGCAAUGAAAGAAGGUGUUAGUCUUGGCCGUUCAUCAUCUGAUUCAGGAGAGCCUUCUGAUUCUGAUGGCCUUUUAGCCUUUGAAAGGACUGAGAAUAGGAUCAAGAAAAGAGGAAGAAAGCCAGUAAUUGGGAGAGAAAUCCCAAUAAACCAUGUUGAAGCGGAGAGGCAGCGCCGAGAGAAGCUUAAUAAUCGAUUCUAUGCACUCAGGUCAGUGGUUCCUAAUGUGUCAAAGAUGGACAAGGCUUCUUUACUUGCUGAUGCAGUGGUUUACAUCAAGGAGCUCAAGGUCAAGAUUGAUGAAUUGGAGGCCAAACUUAAAGCACAAUCCCAAAAGAUUAAAAUGAGUCUUGUGAAUGGUUUUUAUGACAAGCCAAACAUAACCACUAUUGGUGAUCAUAAUAGGGCAACAACAUCAUCAAGUUUUUCUGUUCCUUCGAUGGAAGUGGAGGUGCAGAUUGUUGGAUCGGAGGCCAUAAUCCGUGUACAAUGUCCCGACGUGAAUUUCCCAUCUGCGAAAUUGAUGAAUGCGCUUAGAGACCUUGAGUUAAGAGUUCAUUAUGCAAGUGUUUCAAGUGUGAAGGAGAUGAUGCUUCAAGUUGUAGUGGUUAAAGUUCAUAAUGGAUUUGCAAGUGGGGAGGCCAUGAGAAGUGCUAUUCUACAAAAAAUUCAGAUUUAGUUCUGUUAUCAUAUGAGGUUGAUCAUCCAACAUCACCUCCUAUUUUGUUUGCAAUUAAGAUAAGCUCAUGAUGGGGCUUAAUUUAUGAUGCUUUGCGAAGUUCAUAUUAAUAAUGAACUAGAGUUUAUAUUCUGUACUUUUUUUUUCCCCUUAAGUUUGUUUUUAGAUGGAGUGAAUAUUUGUA